CCAAACAGCAGCAGCAGCGUCAGCAGCAGCCCAGGCAGCCGGGCAGUGAGACACAUGUCCCCACAGUCUGUGAGCCCCACACUGUCACUGGAGCCCAGAGAGGACACACAGCCAACAUGUCUCGGCACAGAAAUGUCCGAGGUUACAACUACGAUGAAGACCUUGAUGAUGACGAUGUGUACGGACAGUCUGUGGACGAUGACUACUGCUGCAUAUCCCCAGCAACAGCAAAUCAGUUCAUCUAUUCACGUCAAGAGAAGCAAGGGCCAAAGGAGGAGCCUCUAGAAGAGGAAGAAGAUGAAGAGGUUCUUAUCUCCCCUACUGUCAUCCACAACCUUGACCCUCUUGAUCAAGCCAAGUUAUAUUCGUGUCUGGACCAUAUGCGGACAGUGCUGGGAGAAGCAGUACCAGAUUCAGUCCUGAGCCAGGCCGCCAUAAGACAUGGAUUUGACCCACAGAAGGCCCUGGAUGCAGUUCUGUCUGAAGACGUUAAAACAACCCCAGUUACUGAUGAGACGGAUGUGGUAGCGAGAGUUGGCCAGGAGAAAGCUCCACUUCCACAAAGAACCAAACAAGCGGCCACAGCUGAGAAAGCUAAAAGCAGAGACGUGUCUCAGAGUAAACUGGACCCUGAAGUGGUUCCUAAAGUUGCUCGCAUGACCGUCUCUGGCAAGAAGCAGACCAUGGGCUUCGACGUUCCCAGCACAACCGAGAACGGCGUGGUCACCGCCUCAGUUCGCCGCCGCGGCAGUCCGGAAAAUGCAACCAAUGCAACAGAGGCCACCCCCAAACGUCCCGAGACCCCGUCCAAAGGGUCGAAUGUAGAAGAGACCUCCACGCCAGGCCGCUCGACUGGAAAGUCCCGGCAAUCCAUUAACGUUAAGGUCGAGCUGGAGAAGAGACAGGGCGGCAAGCCUCUGUUAAAUUUGGUGGUUAUAGGUCACGUGGACGCAGGUAAAAGCACGCUGAUGGGCCACCUGCUCUAUCUUCUGGGCAACGUCAACAAACGUACCAUGCAUAAGUACGAGCAGGAAUCGAAGAAGGCGGGGAAAGCCUCCUUCGCCUACGCUUGGGUUCUGGAUGAAACUGGCGAGGAGAGGGACAGAGGUGUAACGAUGGAUGUCGGCAUGACCAAGUUCGAGACCAACUCGAAGGUGGUGACUCUGAUGGAUGCACCCGGACACAAAGACUUCAUCCCCAACAUGAUCACUGGAGCUGCACAGGCGGACGUGGCCGUGCUUGUGGUGGAUGCCAGCAGAGGAGAGUUUGAGGCAGGAUUUGAGUCGGGUGGUCAGACCAGAGAACACGCCCUGCUGGUGCGCUCACUGGGCGUCACUCAGCUGGCUGUCGCGGUCAACAAGAUGGACCAGGUAAACUGGCAACAAGAGCGUUUCCAAGAUAUCAUCUCCAAACUCGGCCACUUUCUCAAGCAGGCUGGAUUCAAGGAGUCUGAUGUUUUCUACGUCCCCACCAGCGGCCUAUCGGGAGAAAACCUUGCCACCAGGAGUUCAGUUUCCCAGCUCACCUCCUGGUACUCUGGUUUCAGCCUGAUGGAGCAGAUUGAUGCAUUCAAAGCUCCUCAGAGGUCUGUAGACAAACCUUUCAGACUGUGCGUCUCGGAUGUGUUCAAAGACCAGGGUUCAGGCUUCUGUGUCACGGGGAAGAUUGAGGCGGGUUAUGUUCAGACUGGGGACAGAAUACUGGCCAUGCCUCCCAAUGAAACUUGCACUGUCAAAGGUAUCACUCUCCAUGACGAGCCUCUGGACUGGGCCGCAGCAGGAGACCAUGUCAGUCUGACGGUCACCGGCAUGGACAUCAUCAAGAUGAACGUGGGCUGCGUGUUCUGUAAUCCCAAGGAGCCGAUUCGAGUCUGUACUCGAUUCAAAGCCCGAAUCCUCCUCUUCAAUAUCGAGGUGCCCAUCACAAAAGGCUUCCCGGUGUUGUUGCAUUACCAGACAGUGAGUGAACCAGCCACCAUUAGGAAACUGAUCAGUGUUCUACACAAGAGCAGCGGUGAAGUUCUCAAGAAGAAACCAAAGUGUUUGAGUAAAGGUAUGAACGCUAUCGUGGAGGUCCAGACCCAGCGGCCGGUGUCAUUAGAGCUGUACAAGGACUACAAGGAGCUGGGUCGCUUCAUGCUGCGAUACGUGGGCUCCACCAUCGCUGCAGGGGUCGUCACCGAGAUCAAAGAAUGAAGAGCAGUGAACACACAGAGCUGCUCAGGCCUCGCUCUGGAGCUGGCAUGCAGCCAGAGAUAAAGUGCAAUUCCUCAAAGUCAUGUCACUCACGGACUCCGAGCAUCACACCGAUCCCUCCAUCUCCAGCGCAGCAGCUGCUACACCCGACCGCUCCGAUCAGACAGCGACCCUGAGGCGAGAGGCCCGAGGUCCUCACACAGUGACACUGAGCAGCCAGCUAACCCCCGCCCCCCUCGCACGGGAAAGUGAAAUUCUAUUGCUCCCAAAUCUCAGUCUGAUCAAACCAAAUCGAUAAUGUGAUCGGACUCUGGAAGACAAUCUGACCACACUGAGACUUCCACAGUGGCUAUUUUCACUGUUUCUUUGAAGGAGCUGUCAUGAAUUCGGCUGAAAGAUACAAAGCAAGGACAAAUAAAUGAGCUGUGUUUCUGCUAUAUUUUUAAGUAAUUUAAAAGUCCACCUUUCUCCCUCGCUGUCUGUAAAGUUAAAGAAUGAGGAUUCAGUUUCAGGUAACUUUUUCAAUAGGGCUCUUCUAAUCAAAACUGCAAGCUCAAGAAAUUAAUUUUAAAGUUAGUAGUGAAAGAAUGUGAUGUAUCAUGUGGAAGUUGAGGGCAAAUUAUAUUUUUUAAAUCAUUAAAUGUUUCAUUUCAAAUUCCAUAGCUUGAGGGAAAAGGUCUACAAACGCAUUUAAAUGUUUACUCUAACUGACGUAGAGUAGUUUGCAAACAAAAAAGGGAAACUCAAUUUUUUAAUUCCAUCUGGAUCAAGAGACGGAAUGAGAAUUUAUGCUAACAGAAGGUAAUUACUUGAAAUGCUCAUAUAAAUGAGAGUUUCAGGAAAGCAGGUACAUGCUGUCAGAAGGGCUUUUGGUUUUUUUUUCAGACAAUGAAUCUGCUGAAUUGAGGUGGGAGGUCAAAGGAGCUGUAUUUGUGUUGUUGUGUUAAACUGGACAUGUUGGUGAAGAAAGAUGAUGCGAAAUGAACAUGACAUCAGAAA
Messenger RNA from Limanda limanda (common dab), 3194 nucleotides. RefSeq names its product HBS1-like translational GTPase (gene hbs1l). The coding region runs from base 117 to 2195 and encodes 692 amino acids. Gene Ontology annotation, biological process: translation. Lineage: Eukaryota; Metazoa; Chordata; Actinopteri; Pleuronectiformes; Pleuronectidae. The transcript has 18 exons. Gene Ontology annotation, molecular function: GTPase activity; GTP binding. The record is from RefSeq and is a predicted model, not a curated record.